Messenger RNA from Hypoxylon fragiforme, 888 nucleotides. RefSeq lists its product as uncharacterized. The transcript has 3 exons. The coding region runs from base 1 to 888 and encodes 295 amino acids. The record is from RefSeq and is a predicted model, not a curated record. Lineage: Eukaryota; Fungi; Ascomycota; Sordariomycetes; Xylariales; Hypoxylaceae.
AUGGAGUCUAUCAGCGUUGACAAGUUGUUAACCCUGGAAUUGGGACCCAAGCAUUUCCCUAAGUUCAAGAGCAUACGUCGCAGUCUCAUGUGGAUGAUAUUCACGGCGGCUGAAGAGCAGCCUCGCUACAUCAUGUGCCGUGGAACUGAGGUCAUCAUUCGCCAGAAGCCAUCCGUGCUUACCCAAGUCUGUCGUAUGUCACGAUAUAUUGCUCUCAAGCGCGGCCGCUUCUUUGAGCUUGGUGACGGCGAGAUUACCUGGUUUCGCCCAGCAACUGACAUCUUCCUGUGGGACGGUGUCCAUGUCAACGGGGCAUUCGCCGAUUUGGGAGAAUUGGCCCCAUUUUUGAGGCAUAUGACCAUUCCUCACGAAAUCUAUGAGGAUGGUGCGCUGGCCUACAACAUGCUUGCGGCGGUCAUCGGCCCUCGCAACCUUAUCAGCCUGGCCACCGUCUACAUCGACAUGGCAGAUACGCCCACCUUCGUCGACCACUUGGACCCUGUCCUCAAGUCCAAGUUAUUCAACAACAACUCUGUUACUUGCACCAGCCUUCGCGUCGCCGACACCGCCGACGCUGCCACCAAUAUGAUCGAGCCUGCCCUCAGCAGCGAGGUCAUCGCUCGCAUGAAAGAACUCGGUACCGUCUCGAGCGUGGCUCGAGAGACAUUCCAGAGUCAUUUUGUUGAUGCCAGUCCCUUGUGGUGCAUCACAACAUGCGCCAGCAUUCCAGAGAUCGGAGGCCAAAUAGAUGCCUUCGAAAACCAUACCCUGAUGCACCCGACUGGUGUGACCUGGUGGAGCUGGAUCGAAGAUCGUGCUCCGAAAUUCGUACCAACUCACAUCUUCGCUGACAUCACUGACCACGAGAUAGUCGAUGAAGAUCCCUAG